Molecule: messenger RNA, 5608 nt
Organism: Stegostoma tigrinum
Lineage: Eukaryota; Metazoa; Chordata; Chondrichthyes; Orectolobiformes; Stegostomatidae
Product: paired box protein Pax-7
Exons: 9
Coding region: 504-2015 (503 amino acids)
Biological process (GO): regulation of transcription by RNA polymerase II; anatomical structure development
Molecular function (GO): RNA polymerase II cis-regulatory region sequence-specific DNA binding; DNA-binding transcription factor activity, RNA polymerase II-specific
Source: RefSeq, a predicted model, not a curated record
CCACACUGCGUCGAACUUGGGCUCCUCAACAUCUCUCCGCUUCCUGGAGAGUUUUUGAAAAAAAAUACUUUCCGCAAAAAAACCCAUUAAAAUCAAAUGCGAAGUUAAGAAGGAAAUUAGCAACCAGCAAGAAAAUUUGUACCGGGGAGGGAGAUUAUUUCUUGCGAGCAGUGAAGGGAUUCCCUUUGCUACAGCCACCCUCCCCCGCCAAGUUUCCCUACAGUCUACUAACUCCUCAUCCCACUCUCUAAGAAACUUUUUUUUCUGCAGGAAGCGCACUAAGCGAGUCCAGCCCGGCCGGAGAAGGCAGCUGCAGCGAUCAGAGACUGGAAACCUACAGGAGGACGUGGUGUUUCGCUCAGUUCCGUGUGUGUGUGUGUGUAUCUGUGUAAAUCGCUCCAUCCCCCAUCCCCGCCAAACCACCCCCACCCCCAGCCCCAUCUCCAUCCCCAUCCCCAUACCCAUACCUACCCGGGACCAUUCGUCUCGAUACCGAAUCGAGAAUGACGUCUCUAACCGGGACAACACCGCGGAUGAUGCGCCCGAGUCCAGGCCAAAGCUACAGCAGGACCGGUUUCCCUCUGGAAGUGUCCACCCCUCUGGGCCAGGGGAGAGUAAACCAGCUCGGCGGCGUUUUCAUAAACGGCAGACCCCUACCGAACCACAUUCGACACAAAAUCGUGGAGAUGGCACAUCACGGUAUCCGGCCCUGUGUCAUCUCCCGGCAGUUGCGUGUCUCUCACGGCUGUGUAUCGAAAAUUCUGUGUCGCUAUCAAGAGACAGGCUCGAUCCGACCCGGGGCUAUCGGAGGCAGUAAGCCCAGGCAGGUAGCAACGCCCGAUGUGGAGAAAAAGAUCGAGGAAUACAAGAGAGAAAACCCUGGGAUGUUUAGUUGGGAGAUCAGGGACAAACUACUCAAGGAUGGCAUCUGUGACAGGAGCACUGUACCUUCAGUGAGCUCCAUCAGUCGGGUGUUAAGAGCCAAGUUUGGAAAGAGAGAUGAUGACGAAGAAAUGGAGAAGAAGGAGGAAGAAGGGGGCAGAAAGACUAAACAUAGUAUUGAUGGCAUCCUCGGGGAGAAAGGCAAUCGCUUGGAUGAUGGAACCUCAGAUGUGGAAUCAGAGCCUGAUCUCCCUCUGAAACGAAAGCAACGACGCAGUCGCACCACAUUUACCGCAGAGCAGCUGGAGGAGUUGGAGAAAGCCUUUGAGAGGACCCACUACCCAGACAUCUACACUAGAGAGGAGCUAGCCCAGAGAACCAAACUCACAGAGGCACGAGUUCAGGUCUGGUUCAGUAAUCGACGAGCGCGAUGGCGUAAACAGGCUGGAGCCAAUCAAUUGGCAGCAUUCAACCACCUGUUGCCAGGUGGCUUCCCACCCACUGGAAUGCCAACCUUGCCCCCAUACCAGUUGCCUGAGUCAUCGUAUCCAACAACUACCCUCUCCCAAGAUGGAGGGAGCACUGUCCACAGACCACAGCCUCUCCCACCCUCAUCUAUGCACCAGAGUGGCCUGGCAGCGGCAGCAGAAAGUGGCUCAUAUGGUUUAACGUCCAAUCGACAUACCUUCUCCAGCUACCCCGACAGCUUCAUGAACGCAUCAGGACCCAACAACCCCAUGAACCAGGUCAGCAAUGGACUCUCUCCACAGGUGAUGAGUAUCCUGAGUAACCCUGGAGCAGUCCCCACUCAGCCACAGCAUGAUUUCUCCAUUUCCCCACUGCAUGGGAGCCUGGACACCUCGAACCCGCUGUCCGCCAGCUGCAGCCAGCGCUCCGACUCCAUCAAGGGCGUGGAGACCCUGCCUAGCUCACAGUCUUACUGCACACCCGCCUACAGUACAUCUGGAUACAGCAUGGACCCUGUGCCUGGCUACCAGUAUGCCCAAUAUGGACAAAGUGCAGUUGACUACCUCACCAAGAACGUGAGCCUGUCCACACAGAGGCGAAUGAAGUUGAGCGAGCACUCCGCUGUCCUGGGUUUGCUGCAGGUCGAAACGGGGCAAGCUUAUUGAGGGCAUCUGGCCACUGCGAGAGCUCACGGAACAAGGCCAGAGAGAGAGAGAGAAGAGAGAGAGCUUUGCCUGAUGUUUGUUACGGACAGCUCAAACUGGGACUGAGACAUGGUGGGACAUUCCAAGCUCAGCCUCUGCUCCUGAACUUCCAGAACCCUCUGCCACACCGUCAGACCUACCAUCCAGGAACCCGACUCCCCCUCACACCUUUCCCCUCACAAUUGGGAGCUAGACUGCUUAGGGUCCAGUAUUCCCCUCCUGGAAUAUUGUAUAUCUGCUUUGACAAUUUGUAAGAGUGUUUUUUUUGUUGUUGUUGAAAUAUUAUGCCUGCUUCUCUCAUGAUAGACUGAUCCCAUGGAGGAAGCUAAGUUCCAUGACGAGGAAGGUAUCUCUGCUUCCUUCUCCCCUCCUCCUACCAAGAGGGGCAAUAAAUUGGGAACAGUGGCUGCUGGCUAAAUCCUUCCAAUCACACAGACUGGACCGACUCGUGUAUCAGCAACAGAACUCCAGAGAGCGCCUGGCCCAGAGCUGAAAAGGAGCAAAGUGGAGAGGGACCCUAUUCCCACUCUUGUAUAUGGAGAAAAGACCUCACACGCCAUGUCAGCAUGUUUAAAAAUCGACCAAACAUAAGUUUAGACCGCUUUACUUUCAAGGAAAGCUCAAUUCUUUGGGACCAAGAAUGAACUUUCAAUUCAAAGCAGGAAUCUUAAGGACAGGUUUUCUUCACAGGAAAUCACUGAACCUCUGGUACAAGGCAGUUGACAAAAUGGGGCACAGCAAGACAAGCGGCUUGUAUGGGUCGGGUGGGGACGAUUCUGGGAGAGGAAUUAAGGUCUGUGUAAAUCAAAACAAAUGCUCAUUUCAUGAUAAUGCAAAAGUGUCACUUAUCAAUGGACAACAAGUCUUCACAAUAUACAUAACCAUUCCAACACCGAGCUACAGCAAGGUUCAUAAAAUGUAAACGACUGUUGCAGUUUGGCACUGGAUUGUCCGUGCAGUUCUGAAACGUGUAUGCUUUGUAAAGGUCUGUGAAAGGUCUGAAGUCGAUCACUGUUUAAAACCGGAGCCCGGUACUGGGCUCCUCUUAUCUCUGAUUCUACAUUCCUGAUCCCACACUCCUGGCUAUCCUUGUGAUUUAUUGCACAGGAGAGCUAGCGAAGGACCACGGUGACAGUUCCGAAAGCGCUUUGUUUCAAUAAAUGAAUUCAGGAGGGCUGUGGGUUUUUCUCCCCCGCCCAUGGCCUGACUGAACUUCAGUGAGAGAGUGUGCAGUGAUUGAAAAAGAGCAGGUCGCUUCUCUGAGACUCUGCUUGAAGGAAAUGCAGACUUCCGAACACCGGAUGUCUCCUGAGAGAGCAGACCCAAUCCCUCCUCCUCCUCCCCCUUCUCCUUCUCCUUCUCCCUCUCUCUCUCUCUCUCUCUCUCGUGAUGGCCCAGGGUUGCAAUGCUCCAUUUCCACUGGGUCAUGUUUGAUCCAUCAUUGGAACCACAGUUACUUUCCCACCUUGUGCUGUAACUCGGCGCUCCCUUUUCCAUUUCGUCAGGUGCUGAAACGAGAAGGAUUUUUUAAAAAUCUGCAGCCGCGAGGAUGUUGGAUUCCGUGCAUUUUACUGUAAUCAAAAAAAACAUUCGACAGAACUUUACCAAUAUUCUAUAGACAUUCUUGGCAUGUUAGAUUCUGAUAACUUUCUCUCCCCCUCGCCCCCGCACCAAACCCCCUGCCCCUCCCUCCUUACUCAUCUCCGCUGUAAGUUGUAUUGUAGAAUUGUCAUACGAUUUUUUGAAAGAAGUCACAAUCGCGCCUUGACUGCAUUUAAUGGAACUGAGGUGCUGCUUUGAAAGCUGCUGCCCUCUGCCGGACCGGCCUUCAUUCCCGGAAAAGAAGUGGGAACUGAGAGUUUGCUCACUCCCCUUCCCUCGUCAAAUUCCCUCCUGCCUCUCAUUUUUUGGAAGCCCAUCGCCCCUAAUCCAUGGAAGUUGGGUGACAUUAUAGAAUUCAAGGCUGAGUUAAUUAGAGAAUUAUUGAUUGACAAGGGGGUCCAAAGGUUGAGGGGACAGACUGGGAAGUGGAGUUAAGGCCACUUCAGUUCAGCCUUGAUCUAAUUGAAACGCAGAUCACGGGCCUGAAUGGCGUGUCCCUGCUUUUGUUUAUGAUUGCUAUUUUUAAAAGGAACACUAUUGUUCCCCUUGAUACAAAUAAAUUUGUUUAAAUUCACAAAGCAAGUACAAAAAAAGUCUAAAAAUUAGUCUUAGUCUAAAAAAUAUAUGAAGGGAAUAUUGAACAAAGCACUCAGGUCCCCCCCUCACACCCCCAACCCCGCUACAUAAUGCCAUUGAAUGGCAGGACUGACUGAACAGGCUAAAUUGCCUCUUCCUGUUCCUAUGUUCCCAUCCUCACUGUUUCUCUACUGUUGUCAGCUAUCUUGGCACUGACUAGAAGUCAAGUCUUGGAGAUUGCAAUGGAACUGGUCCCAAGCCACAUGUUCCAAAGCCUCGGUGAGCCAACAUCAAAUGUUUGUGGGUUUCCCUUUGAUUAUGUUGCUGAAUUGGGGUUCAAGAGAGGGACUUAAAGCAACACAAAUGAGCCAAAUAGACAGCAGUGCAGUCCAGGAUUGCCAAACUGGCAAGGCAAAUUCUUGGAGGUUUCAUCACCUGACCUCCGGCACCUAGUUCCAUGACCCAUUCAAACAGCCUCUUUUCCUCCCCUCUCAUACCUUUCAAACUUUAAAUAAAAGGAACAAGACUCUUACAUUGCUCUGAAGACCUAGAAUGGAAUCCAAUCCCUACAGUAUGGAAACAGGCCAUUUGGUCCAACAAGUCCACACUGACUUUCCAAAGAGCGUUCCACCCAGACUUACACCCCACACCCCCCAUUGAUCAGCCAUUGAUCCAUCUAACUUGCACAUCUUUGGACUGUGGGAAGAAACCCACACAGACACAGGAAGAAUGUGCAAACUUCACACAGACAGUCACCGAAGGCUGGAUUUGAACCUAGGUCCCUGGUGCUGUGAGGCAACACUGCUAACCACUGAGCCACCAUGCUGUCCCAUGGUGACACCUCUGUGACUUUUUUCCUCCUCUGAGUGGCUUGCACCAGUCCUGUAGGUUAACAUUUAACAAUCUGAACAAUCGUGGGGGUUUGUCAACCCUUGCAGCAAUUUCACAUGUGGUUUAAAUCUGGGCUGGUGGAGUUCCUUGGGACAGUGAAAAAAGCCCUACCAUGGUGGAUGGAAGUACAGCUCAUAAUAAAUGUCAAAUAUCUAAAUCUCUUGCACUGGGAGUUGGCUUAUGUGCAAAUCCAGCCUCAAAGUUAGCCUUUUACCCAUGUAUUUUCACUCAAAAGCACCUUAUAAUUCCAUUAAAUGUCCAGUCUAGCAUUACCAUUAGCAGCCCCUUCAACUCACCUCUCACUCCCCUCCCUGACCCUUGUCUCAAUAAGUCUCCUAGCUUCUGUGCUUGUUUCUUAUAAUUUGAUUGAGCAUGUGUGUAUAUAAAACCACUGCAUAAUUUAUUCUGCUAUGUUGUUAAUUAUAGAAUAGAUGGGAACCUGUACUCGCAUUUACAUACAGUCAGUAGAUGUCUGGCUCUUGUAA